AGCCAAUGGCAGGGUGCACCGUCCUCAGGGUCCCCAUGCUGUUCCUGAUCCUCCUGCUAUUUCCAGAGCUCUACAUGACAGGCACCCUGGCCUCUGGAUCCUCUGCCCGGAACCUGCCCGAAACCCACUCCCACCUCCCCAGCUCUGCACUAUGGGUGCCUCAGACAAGCCAUCACGGUCGUCGAGGCCCGGGGAAGAAGGACAGGGGCCCAGGCAGACCUAGCCGGACCCAGGAGGGAGCCGUGGUCACUGCCACCAGGCAGACUUCCCAGAUGACACCUGGACAGCCCCCUGCUGGCCUUCUGCAGAACAAGGAGCUGCUUCUAGGACUGGCAUUGCCCUACCCGGAGAAGGAGGCCCGGUCUCCUGGUUGGGAGAGGGUGAAGAAACGUGGCAGAGAACACAAGAGGCGCAGGGACCGUCUGCGGCUGCAUCGAGGCCGGGCUGCCAUCCGUGGACCCAGCUCCCUCAUGAAGAAGGUGGAACCCUCUGAAGACCGGAUGCUGGAAAGUACCAUGGAAGAGUCUUCCACUAGCCUGGCCCCCACCAUGUUCUUCCUAACCACAGCCGACGGUGCCAUGCCUACUGCGGAAGAGUCCCGGAUCCUGCCCGUCACCUCCCUGCGGCUCCAGCAGACGCAGCCCACGUCUGAUGGGGAGGUGAUGCCCACACUGGACAUGGCCCUAUUUGAUUGGACGGAUUAUGAAGACUUAAAGCCGGAGGUUUGGCCUUCUGCAAAGAAAAAAGAGAAACACUGGAGUCAUUUUACCAACGAUGGUAACGAGACAUCACCUGCUGAGGGAGAGCCAUGUGACCAUCACCAGGACUGCUUGCCAGGAACUUGCUGUGACCUCCGGGAACAUCUCUGCACACCCCACAACCGCGGCCUCAACAACAAAUGUUUCGAUGACUGCAUGUGCAUGGAAGGGCUGCGCUGCUAUGCCAAAUUCCACCGGAACCGCAGAGUCACUCGAAGGAAGGGGCGCUGUGUGGAACCUGAGACAGCCAACGGGGACGAGGGAUCUUUCAUCAACAUCUAGCGCCCUAGUGGUGCCUCCCCACCGGCCCGGGGUCUGAGCCAAGGAGGUUUAGGACAAACAGGGCCGUGUUAGUAACUAGCUCAACUUGAGGCUGAGUGGGGAACCGAUGGUUGAGGCUGUAGGUGCAGGCCCAAUUCCCUCACCCCCAAAGCAGGAAGGCCGCUUGGCUGAGAGCAAUGCGCCUGCGCCCGCCCGCUUGCAGCCCGCAGCCAGGGACGGGGCGGGGCCGGUCCCCAGCCAGGACCCGGCUCAGCUAAGGGAUCCUGCUAAACUCGGUGGCUGUGUGGAGCGCACCCUCUUCUGCUCUACGCCAGCACUGCAACAGUUUCAAUUUGUGAAAUCAAGAAGGCUCCCUUGACUGGAAAGGGUUGGAAAGAGAGGGGACACCUGACAGGCGUGGAUCUGGAAUGCUGUGUUCCAGGCAAACGCCAAGCACCACGUGUAUUUUUACUGAAUUUCCACAGAGACCGUGGUAAGAGAUCACUGACGCGCACCCGAGGUGCAUGAUCCGUCGUGCAGGGUCCCACGUCAUCCAUGGUCCUCCAGUUUUGGCAGCAGAGACAGCUUAACUGUCUUCAGCCUUUCCCUAGAAAGACUUACGUCUUUUUGA
Molecule: messenger RNA, 1650 nt
Organism: Rattus rattus (black rat)
Lineage: Eukaryota; Metazoa; Chordata; Mammalia; Rodentia; Muridae
Gene: Draxin
Product: dorsal inhibitory axon guidance protein
Exons: 7
Coding region: 6-1040 (344 amino acids)
Biological process (GO): Wnt signaling pathway; axon guidance
Cellular component (GO): extracellular region
Source: RefSeq, a predicted model, not a curated record